Messenger RNA from Trichoderma citrinoviride, 2343 nucleotides. RefSeq names its product putative translation releasing factor RF-1. Lineage: Eukaryota; Fungi; Ascomycota; Sordariomycetes; Hypocreales; Hypocreaceae. Gene Ontology annotation, biological process: translational termination; transmembrane transport. The record is from RefSeq and is a predicted model, not a curated record. Bases 1 to 2343 code for a protein of 780 amino acids. The transcript is spliced from 4 exons. Gene Ontology annotation, molecular function: transmembrane transporter activity; translation release factor activity.
AUGAUCGGAUGUCGGCCGCACGUCUGCAUUCGGCCUCCGCCGGAUGGCGGCCUUAGGGCGUGGCUCCAGAUUGUCGCUGGCCACCUCGUCGUCUUCACUACCUGGGGCUACAUCAUCAGCUUCGGCAUCUUCCAGCCGUACUACAUGCAAGAGCUCCACCUGGAGCCUUCAUCUGUGUCUUGGAUCGGAAGCAUCCAGACGUGUCUGCUGUUCGUCAUAGGCACAUUCACCGGACGAGCGUUCGAUGCCGGAUACUACAGGCUCUGUCUGAUAACGGGAUUCAUCAUGCAGUUAGUCGGCAUUUUCACAACGAGCGUGGCGACGACGUACUGGCAGCUGUUCCUUUCGCAGGGGCUGUGUCAGGGUCUAGGCUGCGGGCUUGUGUUUGCGCCAACUAUUGCCAACAUGACGACGUACUUCUCCAAGAAGAGGACGCUGGCCCUGUCGGCGGCGGCUUGUGGUGGUGGAACUGGCGGCGUCAUCUUUCCCUUGAUUGCGCAGCAGCUGAUACCGCAGGUUGGAUUCCGCUGGACGGUGCGAGCAAUGGGAUUAGUGGUGCUGGUAUGCAGUGUCAUUAUCGUCCUGCUGGUGAGGACGAGACUGCCUCCGCGAAAGGCUGGUCCUCUGGUAGACUGGGGCGCAUUCAAGGAGAUGACAUAUGUCCUGUUUGCAAUCAGCAUGUUCUUCACGCUCUGGGCCACCUAUUUUGCGUACUUUUAUGCACGGGCGUACUCCAUCGACCGGCUCGGCGGCUCUCAGGCAACGUCGUUCAACAUGCUCAUGAUCAUCAACGCCGUUGGCAUUCCGGGACGACUCAUACCGGCUUUUCUGGCCGACAGAUUCUUCGGAGCCGUCAACGUCUUCAUCCCCACGAUCCUCUCGGCAGCCAUCUGCAUCUUUGCGUGGGCGGGCGUCAACUCCGUCACUGGUGACUAUAUCUGGGUCAUCUUCUUUGGCUACUUCGGCGCCGGCAUCCAAGGCAUGUUCCCUGCGACGACGGCCGGGCUGACCAAGGACCUGAGCAAGAGCGGCGUGCGAAUCGGCAUGAUUUUCACGAUCAUUAGCGUUGCAUCGCUGACUGGGCCGCCACUGGCCGGAAAGCUGGUGGUGGUGGCUCAUGGAAGCUACAUCGGGGCGCAGAUCUGGGAUGCCGCUUCCACUUCCUCUUCGCUGGCCCCGAGCCUCCUCCGUCGCGCCCAAUCGCUGUCCGCAGAACAUGACGACCUCCAGAAAGGCCUCAACAGCUCCUUCGAUGCCGCAAAAGCGAAGCGCGCCGGCGAACUGGGCCGCGUAGCCUCCGCCCUACGAGAGUGGGAGACGGCGCAGUCCUCAAUUUUGGAACUCACAUCGAUGGCACAAGAUCCCGACCAGGAUCCAGAUCUCGCGUCGAUUGCUCGAGACGAACUAGAAAGUGAACGCGCCAAACUCGAUUUGCUGGAAAAGAAGCUCAAGGAAAGCCUGACGCCGAAACACGCCUUUGCCCAUCUGCCGUGCAUGGUAGAGUUUCGCCCAGGGCCCGGAGGUCUCGAGGGGAGAUAUUUCACCGAUACGCUGUUCAAGAUGUACAAGGCGCUGUGCGCGCGCAAAGGAUACAGGGCAAACGUGCUCAAGUACGAAAUGGCCGAGGCUGCGGGCGACCAGUCUUCGUCGUCAGGCGAGCAGCCGGUGCAGGAGGCCAUUCUCGAGAUCCAGGACGAGGGUGCCUACGACCUGUUCCGCGGAGAGGCGGGCAUGCAUCGCGUGCAGCGGAUUCCGAGCACUGAGAGCAAGGGCCGCGUGCACACGAGCGCCGUUGCGGUAUGGGUUCUGCCGUCUUUCCCCGAAGGCGGCACCGGAGGCGACAAUGUCGACGUCGAAGAUCCGGAGAGCGAUCUCUACAUCAACCCGCAGGACGUCAAGAUCGAGACGAUGCGGGCCAGGGGCGCAGGAGGCCAGCACGUCAACAAGACGGAGUCAGCCAUCCGCAUGACGCACAUUCCGACGGGCACGGUGGUGUCGAUGCAGGACCACCGGUCGCAGCAGCGCAACCGCGAGGAUGCAUGGAAGGUGCUGCGGUCGCGUAUCGCCAGUCAGCGCGCGGAGCAGCGUGAGGAGGAGGCGGCGCGGCUGAGGAGCAGCGUGCUCUCGCAGGCGCAGAUCACGCGGGGGGACAAGAUCCGGACGUAUAACUAUAACCAGGACAGGUGCACGGAUCAUCGGGCGGGUAUAGACGUGCAUAACUUGCCGAAUGUGCUGGAGGGAGGAGAGAUGCUGGAUAGGGUGAUGGAGGCGGCGAGGGAAUGGCUUGUGGGUAAGGAGGUUGAGAUGCUGGUCAUGGAGGAAGAGGCCAAGGCGAAGAAGUGA